AUGGCUCUUCUCAAUCAUUCCCUUAUCUCUCUUGAUCCCGACUUCGACCCAGGUGUCGACCGCAUCAGUGGGCCAACUGCUCUGCCUCCGCUCCCCGCGGUGCUGGGUGCGGACUGCAUUCAGACCCCAGUGAUAGAAAGCGCGGCGAAGCCGACUUCAGCUGGCAAUGGGGAAACUGUGGUCGAUGUUGGCAGCACUGCGGACGUAGUGGCUGCAUCUGUGGCUCCGGGAAAGACUUCGCAGGAGUCAGGGGUCGGUGUCGAUGCUACUGCUCUAGCAAUGGCUCUCACCAACUCUGUGUCUGCGGCGCCUGCUUCUCAGAGCUCAACUGUAUGCGGCGCUCAACGACUGCCUCCUUCAACGCCGCCUUGGCAGCAGGAGAUGUUCAGGCUGCUGCUGUGGAGUCAGGCUCAACGACGACAGUGGACAACAACUUUGCAUUGUCAUCUCUUGGUGGCACCCCUCAGCAAACAGGGGGAAAGUGUUGCGGCGCACCGCUCGCGUACCGACGCAAAUGCAGGUAUUAUGGCGAAGAAACUGGUGGCCCUGCAGUCGGAUGUUGCCUCCCGCGAUGUUGUGAUAACUCAGCGGUUGCAAGAGGUGACCUUGUUGUCCACGGAGCUGCGUGUUCAGUCGGAAGGCGCCAAGAGUUCGCUGGAUUCGAUGGGUCGCCAGGUUCAAGACAUCCAAUCUAAUCUCACCGAUGUUUACACGACAUUGGGCGCCUCCGUUCGAGCGGGCAACGCCCUCCUUACCAGAGUGGACAACUUGACUGAAAGGUUGGAUUCGGUCGUUGCGGCAAUGGAUCGUCUCUCUCGCCUUCCAGCAGUCAGUACCGCGAGUGCCUUGCCUGCCGCAACUGCCUCUUUACCCCAGGUGGCCACUAGCUCCAAUCCACCUAUCACUCGCUCGUUUAAUGAUGCCUUCCCCGCGGCCCAAGUCAUGGACUCGAUUGCACCUGAACCGAAGUCCAAGAAGCGAAAUACUUCCUCAGCAGGUCCUUCAGCGGGUAAUGCACCUAAUAACGGGCGGGUGGAUGUUCUCGUUGCUGGAGUAUCAAAGCAAGGGAAUGCUUUGCCGUUGGCACUGGGGCUGGUGGCUUGUUUCCCUUCAAUGGCUGGAAUCAAGCGACCGGUGCUUUCGGCAGUACGUGUCGAGGGCCAUGACGAGACGAUUAGUAUCCGCUUCAACUCUCACGCAACAGCGCAAACGUUCCUGUGGAAAAUGCUUCAUGAACAGCCGGCGGAUGCGCGUGGUCAGAGAAUGUCGGCAUCGUUGGCUCCGGUGGUUACAUCUGACCCUUGGGCUAAACUGCGUGGAGACGCUUCUGGACUUGCAAUCUCCUGUUGGAAUAUACAUGGAAAUUUGCCUCUGAAAUUGACGCAAGCAGACAUCGUCGCGCUUAUUGAGGCUAAUGACGUGGUAGCUUUCCUGGAGACAUGGAUGCGUCAGGAAGAAGAAGAGAGUCUGCCAAUUCCAGAUGGAUACGAUGUGGUGGUGCGUUCCCGAGCGGACUAUGAGGAUGGUUUGCAGCAGCAUGGCGGGUUGGUGGUAGUGCUGAAAGCAGACCUAAUGUUCACAGUGCUCGAAGAUUUGUCCACAAGCGAGCAAAUUGUUCUCGACUUCUCUUACUUCUAUGUGGUUUUUGCAUAUCUCUGCCCCGAGGGUUCCGACUGGGAAAAAUGGACUGACAUGGAUCCUAAGGAGCGAAUCGCGGAGGCUCUGGCUUACUGUCGCGUCAAUCGGCGGAAACGGUGCUAUUGGCUCGGGGAUCUGAAUUGUCGUACGGGUUCGGAAAACACAACAACUGUUGUCUUGCCUCGCUCGUCUGUCGAUGUAGUACUGAACACGCGCGGUCGUUGGUGUCUGGGUCUGGGCGGAGAGCUGGAUUUGGUGAUUCUGAACGGCUCGGAGUACGACGCUGAUCAGCCUGGCAAAUGGACUUCCUUUCAAGCAAUGGGGAAUUCAGUAAUCGAUUACGCUUGGGUUUGCACCGAUGCGGUCACACAAGAAACCAAACCCAAAUUCGUGGUGAGCGAUAAACUGCGGAGAUGGUCCGAUCAUGCAGUAAUAUCGUUGUUUGUGAAUGAAGAGGUGGACAUUGUCGCUAUGGAUUACUCGGCAGACAUGUACCCGCAGCCACCUCCACGCAACAAUCCCGACCCCCACCCUGAAUUGGAUGCGUUGGUGGACUGGGCCUUGCGCUCCGCACGCUCCGCAGAGCAGCAGAAUAUCGAUUUCUUUGGAGAGGUGGUGGUAUCGACCUCAGCGUUAAGUGUCUAUAUUGCCGCGGGGGUCUCGGGACGGGGAAUGGAUACAAAGUCUUGUGGGGUACUCUUCAUGGGUGACUCGGCCGCAGGAAACAGAGCUUUUGGAGUGCCAGGGCGCCAAACGGAAGCUCGUGCAUUACUGAUGGCCGUGGCAGUCCUGGCUUCGACAACACCGUCUUACCGCACGUUAAUCGUUUACUCGACUUCACGAUACAUCAUCCGCUUGUUCUGCUACUGGGCCGGGAAAUUGGCCACACGGGCCUGGGACUGUGCAAAUCCAGACUUGGUGCAACUGGCCGCAGAACACUUGCGUGGGAGAGCGGCUGCUGUAGAGUUCCGCCAUAUUCCUGCCACAGAAGCACCGACAAACGCACACUGGCGACGCGCGAAAGCAAUGGCCCUUCGCGGAGCGCGCAGUAACACGACAGUGGUGAACUUGGGCAUACCGAGGGUGAAACCUGUCAAUAUUGACAAGCCAGUUCCGUCUACUACAGGUAGCGCUAAGAUCUGGUCAGCACUGCCAGAGGUAGACUUACGGGAGCGACGGGUAGUGAGGUUGUCGGACUUACCGGAAGAGCAUGAGUCUCACCGUGGGCGUGCUGCGGAGAGAGAGGCUCAGAGAAAGAACCUGGAAGUGCUGGUUAAUGCAGAGUCAAGUGCCGAAUGGUGGAAAACCAUACGGCGAUGGACAGAUCCGAAGCCGCGCACUGCCCGCAUCACUGUGGUCCAGCUGAAAGAGGACUAUGCUGUCCGUAUGAACCCGCCAGAUGUUCUUCCUCCCCAUUUUGAUGCUGAGGCUCAUCGGUGGAACGCGUGCAUGGCUGGGCUGAUACCGACACGCACAACGGACCACUCGCCGAAGAGAAACACGGGGCAAAAAGCGCUUCGGGUGUCGAUGGAAUAA
Molecule: messenger RNA, 3174 nt
Organism: Mycena indigotica
Lineage: Eukaryota; Fungi; Basidiomycota; Agaricomycetes; Agaricales; Mycenaceae
Product: Reverse transcriptase domain-containing protein
Exons: 5
Coding region: 1-3174 (1057 amino acids)
Molecular function (GO): nucleic acid binding; catalytic activity
Source: RefSeq, a predicted model, not a curated record